AUGUGGUCUAACGUCGAUGACCCGACCAAACUUGAGAAGAGCCUUCGUUAUACCUGUGACACAGACCAGGGUGUUACCGCUUUUGGCUGGACUCAUUAUGACUCUCGCACAGGAGGAAGCCAGACGAUCAAUGAUACUGGCAACAGUAUUGACAUUAUCACUGAUUUUGCCAAGUCUAUGGAUUCAAACUCUCAAGAAUGGCAACUCAAAGUUCGAGGUAUACCACGAAAGGAUGCAGCAAAAGAUCAGCAAACAACAGUGAUUUUCUACCUUGGUUCUGAAAAUCCCGCCUCCAAAGUUGCCUGUAAGAGACAACACAGUCACCGAGUGUCACAUAGUGACAUAUCAUGCCGAGGAACCACGCCCACUAUUGGUGAAUUUACUGUCGAUAUUGGUGUCUCUGGGGACCGCACGGAACUAUCGCAACAUCUGGCAGUGACCAGCAUCAACGUCCCAUCGAAAAAUUUGUGGCAAACCAAAGCUGUCUUUCUACAACAACUAAAAGCCCGCAAUAUUGCCGACGGGAUGCUCCCAAACAGACCUGGAGAGGGAAACCUACACUUUGUGCAAAUGAUCUUUCAAGGAUCCAACGAGAUUGAAGUCUCGUUUAGUUCCGGUCAUCGGAAUGAGACAGUCAGCCCCGUCCCUUUUUCCGAGCGCGUUGAAGAUAUCUACACAGACUUUAAACGGCAAUUUGCUUUGAGCUACCUACCACAGCGUCCGUUUGAGGAUAACCACUACAUACAGCUUUCGCAAUCUUUACUUUCAAAUUUGAUGGGUGGCAUUGGCUUUUUCUACGGGAGCGAUCGAAUCAGCAUUAAUUCGACCUCGGAUUUCACGGAUACCAACGAUGAUUUCUGGAUGUACGCUUCCCUUGGUGAAUCACAGCAAAUGGUCCAAGAACGAACGCCGCGUCAACUAAUCACAGCAGUUCCUUCCAGACCAUCGCUUCCCCGGGGGUUCCUAUGGGAUGAAGGCUUUCACUUGGAAUUAGUUCUUGAAUGGGACAUGGAGCUCGCGUUGUCCAUACUUUCCAGCUGGUUUGACUUGAUUGACAAUGAUGGCUGGAUAGCUCAUGAACAAAUUUUAGGCCCAGAUGCCAGAAGCAAAGUGCCAUCACUGUACCAAGUUCAAUUUCCACAGUUUGCGAGCCCCCCAACUCUCUUUCUGGUAAUUGAAAAGUUCAUUGAGGUGCUUCAAAGAGAAGAGAUCAGUCCCUCGGUUCCUCACAGGCAAUAUUUUACAGACUACGCUACUAGAAAGGGUUGGUUGGAAGCAAUAUAUCCAAAGUUGAAGAAGUACUAUGACUGGUUCCGUAGAACACAGUCUGGAAACAUGACUCAUUACCGGCAUCGCAAUCGGCUUCAUGAGGGAUAUCGCUGGCGAGGCAGAACAACCGAGAAUAUUCAGCCAAGUGGUCUUGGUGACUAUCCUCGUGCUCAACCUGCCCACCUCUAA
Messenger RNA from Exophiala bonariae, 1458 nucleotides. RefSeq lists its product as uncharacterized. Gene Ontology annotation, cellular component: endoplasmic reticulum membrane. The record is from RefSeq and is a predicted model, not a curated record. Gene Ontology annotation, biological process: protein N-linked glycosylation; oligosaccharide metabolic process. Gene Ontology annotation, molecular function: Glc3Man9GlcNAc2 oligosaccharide glucosidase activity. The transcript is spliced from 2 exons. Bases 1 to 1458 code for a protein of 485 amino acids. Lineage: Eukaryota; Fungi; Ascomycota; Eurotiomycetes; Chaetothyriales; Herpotrichiellaceae.